Messenger RNA from Adelges cooleyi (spruce gall adelgid), 4575 nucleotides. Its product is annotated as cation-independent mannose-6-phosphate receptor-like. Gene Ontology annotation, molecular function: D-mannose binding; signaling receptor activity. The transcript has 18 exons. The coding region runs from base 203 to 3457 and encodes 1084 amino acids. The record is from RefSeq and is a predicted model, not a curated record. Gene Ontology annotation, biological process: lysosomal transport. Lineage: Eukaryota; Metazoa; Arthropoda; Insecta; Hemiptera; Adelgidae.
UCAUAACGUAAACUCGAUACAGUUGUCACAAGUCACAAGACUCACGUCUUACGUAUUUGAACCACGUUUUUAUAACAGCUCAGUAUGCAUGCGCGAAAGUGGGCAAACUUAAACUGAAUAGACUAUAGAUGUAGAAAAAAAAACUACAUUAAUAUAUAAUAUAUAUUCGGUUAUUUUACUUGUAAUUUAAGUUUAUUUAAAAAUGAUUGUAUAUAAUGUCAUUAUUACACUUACGAUUUUGGCAAGUGCAGCUAUAUGCUUUGAAAAUUGUGUCUUUAAUCUGAAACUAAAGAACAAAGAAUUUCAGUUUGAUUUGACAAGAUUUACCAGUUUUAAAAGUAUAAAUUUUACUAAAGCCAAUACUUAUUAUUCAGUAAGAAUUAAAUUAUGUCGCACACAGGAACAAAAAAUAAACUGUGAUGGGAUUAAAACAAAAAUAUGUCUUAUAAAAAACCAAAAAAACGAGAUCGAUAUUGGAUCAAAAAUUAAAGAGGUAAAAUUAGAUAUAAAAAAUCAACUUUUUAUGUCUCUUGAAAGUCAUCUACCAAUCUGUCAAAAUAUUAAAAAAAUUACAACAAAUAUAACUUUUAUUUGCAACAAAAAUGACCAAGAGAAAAUUGUGUACAUUCCAAAUGCAGAUAAUUGUAAAUACCUUUUUGAGUGGACAUCUGUAGCUGCUUGUCCUGUUGAUGAUUUAGAAGCUCGGAAAGUUUGUCAAAGGCAGAUUCCAUCCAGUCAUUAUGAUUUAAAUUUAAAUUUACUUCGUCGCACAUCAAGUAAUUAUUUGGUUGAAAAUCAUGGCCGACGUUUUGAGCUUAAUAUCUGUGGCCGUUUGGUGGAUAAUAACAAAUGUGGUGGUAAUAUUACCACAAUUUGUGAUAUAACUGAUGUAAAUAAGCCUACAGUAUAUGCUGUUAGUCAUAGUUAUAACUCUGAGCUUCUUUAUGAUGAAUCUACAAAAAUCUUGAAGUUAAUACAACAUGAAAGAGCUACAAGAAACAAAAAAGGUAAAAGGGUAGAAUUAUCAUUCAAGUGUGAUGAAAAUAUUCCGCCAGAAAAAGUGAAGCCUCAGUUUUUAAUAGAUGAAUAUAGUAACUUGAAUGUAAAAAAUAAACAGAAUGUUGCUCAUUUUGAAGUCGCCACAGCAGCUGUUUGUAUUCCUAGAAUGGCAUUUUGUGAAGUUUUUACAACAAAUAGUCAGUAUAAUUUAAAACAAUUGCAUAAAAGAGUAGGAAACUGGGAUGUUUCUAAUGAAAAAUCUGGCGGAACAUUUUAUUUGAAUGUUUGUGGAUAUUUGAAUCAAUACGGUUUAAAAAUUCCAAAUGCAUGCACUGAUGGUGAUAAAACAUCUGCUUGUUAUGUAGACUCUUUAGGAAGGGCUAUUCCUAUUGGAUCUUCUCAAAUUGGACCUUAUUUUACAAAUAAUAUGUUACAAAUGAAUUACACAGGAGGAGCAAACUGCAAAAACUCUUUAAAAUGGUCAACUGUUAUAAAUUUGAUGUGUUCACAUGAAUCACAAUUAAUUCAUAAUUCAACAAAUGAGUUAUUAUGUGUUCAUAUUUUCAUCUGGAAGACUCCUAAUGCCUGUGCAGUAUUAUUUAAAAGGAAGAAUAAGUGCACAGUUACACAUCCUCAGUUUGCUGGACAUGUAUACAAUAUUGACAAAUUGAAAAACAAAAGCUUUGAAGGCAAAGAUUUAACAGACAAUACAAAAUUUCGUUUUAGUAUUUGUAGCCCACUUGAAAUACCAUGUAAUGGUAAUAUAGAGUCAGCAGCUUGUUUCUCAUUUGAAGACAGCAGUAUAAAUAUUGGAAAAUUCUCUGAAGAAAUUGUAUUUGAAAAUGGUAGAAUCUACUUAAUCAUGCAAGGAGAAAAAUGUUCCGAUUUAGGACCAAAUAGUUAUACAACUAUUCAAUUUUUAUGCGAUUACACGGAUUCUAUAAAGUCUAUAAAUUUAAAAAAAAACUUACCUGAAUGCACUUUUGAAUUUGAAAUCUAUACAAAAUAUGCAUGUACUCCACCAACUAAAAGUGUGGACUGUACCGUAAAAGACCACUUAGGAAAUUUAUACAACUUCAGUAGUUUAACAAAAUAUAACAAUAAUUAUGCAAUAGAUGUUGGUACAAAACAAAAAAUUAUAUUAAAUGUUUGUCAUUCCAUUGUAAAUAAUGAUAUUAAUGAUGCUAAUUGCCAGUUUACCAGUGGAAUUUGUUUAACAGAUCCUGAACAGUUAUUAGCUUCAAAUAGAUAUAAAAAUUUAGGUGAUGUUCCUGAACGCCCUCAAAUAGAAAACAAUAAAAUUGUAAUUAAUAUGAAAAAUGGUUUUUAUGAUAGUCAUAGUGUAUCGUCAAAAAUUGAAUUCAUAUGUUCAAGCCAAACUAUGAGUCCAGUCUUGAAAAGUCAAGAAAACAAUCAGUAUUUAAUUCAAUGGACAACCCCAUUAGCGUGUUCAAGAAUUAAAAAAAUUAGGCGAGAUCUACCCUGUAAGGAGUGUGACUUAACUUUAAGUUAUUCAUUGAAUAUUUAUGGAAACAAAUAUGAUAUAGCAGUUUAUCCUAAAGGAAUUACUCCUCAUACAGUUAAAUGCAGCAAUGAGUAUGAAAAUGUAAUUGAAACAAGCAUGAUUGUUAUUUUAAAAGUUAAUAAACAAUGCUUUCAAUACUCAAUUUUACAUAAAUACUCUGGGUUUUUCCAUGAAUUAAGUAAAGAAGCUAAAAGUCCAGUAGACACAAUAAAAAAUGAAGGAGUAGAAAGAGUGUGGUUUAAGUUUAUUUGUGGAUUUGAAGCACUAAUGCCAGCUGUAUCAAAAAAAAAAAAUUAUAUUCAAGUACUCACAAUUAAUCCAAAGUUUUGUGAUAAAAAACUAGAAUGUUAUGUGGACAAAUUUGAUUUAACUCCAAUAAAGAAAACUUAUGUUAUAAAUACGAAAUCUGCAAAUUAUUAUAUUUAUAUGUGUACUCAAGGAGUGCAAGGAGUUAGUGGCUUAAUGGAAGUGAAUCAAAAGAAUUAUAGUUUAGGUUAUCAAACAUCAUUUCCAAAAGUUAAUCCAAUUGGCUUAUUUGAAGUUAUGUUUAAUGAUGGAGAUGAAUGUUUAGAACUUAAAAAACCAAUUCAAACUUAUUCAUCUAAAAUAUAUUUUGAGUGUGAUGAUAAUGUUGCCGAAGGAUAUCCAGAAUAUUUAUCAAAUUCUGGCUGCUUAAUGGAAUUCAAAUGGAAAACCAGUCUUGUAUGUUCUUCCAAAGAGGUCGAGUUUAACAAAACAACAUGUACAGCAGUUGUCAAAAAAGGUCAUGGUCAAGAUCCUACUUACAAUAAAUAUUUGAAAAUGAGAAAUCUUAGUAAAAUAUUAACAGACAAAUACAAACAGUGUUACUCUUUAUGGAGAGAUUGUUCAAACAUAUCAGCACAUAAUAAGAAACAUUGUACUUUUGUUGCACCUAGGAAAGAAGAAGCCUAGUUUUCAUAACAACACUUUUUUUUGGCAAUUUUCUAAAAAUUAGACUAUUUUACUUGGGUAAUGUUUACUAACUACAAUAUGUAUGAAGGGGACAAUGCCUGUUCACCACUUUGUAAAAGGCGGCUUUGUUUACUAAAAAAAAUUGUUCGAAUAAAAUAACCAUUUACGGAUUAACCCAGGGGUAUUUUAACUGUGCGUCGUGCCUCCCAGAGGCAUUGCAUGAUUUGGUCAAGGUUGGUAUGGAUAGUUAUGCAUAGUGAGGAAUUAAUAAUUUGAGAGCCGUCAAAAUAUUGUGAAGACACAAAUGAGCUGUGCUAUGCAAAAGUUUAAAUACCACUGGAUUAACUAGAUAAUUUGAAACUUACAAUGUUAAGAAACCUCCUCGUCCAUGGAGGCAGUGGUAUUCCUAAAUAGACCACUUUAGAACUAAAAAAAUGUGUAGCAUAUAUGAAGGGCUGCGGGGAAAAAAGAUCAAUGUCAAUUUUUUUUGAAAAUGAGAUAUUAGUGCCAUCUUUUAGCUUGUUCCUAAAGGAAUCGAACUACGAAUCGGUUUUGGAUAAAAAGAUCAUUGCCUGCCCAAAAUUAAAGGGAGAAGAAAACGUGUGACGGGAAAGACUCAUCAAGGUUCACGCGGUGGCGGGAAAAAAACGGUUAACCUCAACACUCCUGGGCUCGAGAUAGAAGCAAACCGCGAAUGAUGCACACCAAGUUAGUUUCCUAUGGUCCCUACAAGUAGUCUGUUAUCACACUUACUUCAAAGCUGGUAAAAAAUAAGAAAAAAUAUAGAUAUGACUCUCCGCCUUUCUUACCAAGGCCCCCUUUCACUAAAAAAAGCAAAGCUUGAUGACCUAUUACACCUAAAGCAGUUUUUGACAAAGCCUGAAGCUCAAGCAUUCUACAAUACACUUGCGUGUGAUGACACAAACAGCACUGAAGAAGACGCGGAGUACCUCGAUGACCCUCCGAUUGACGCUUUGGAGGAACUGUGAUGGGAAAUACUAAUUUAGGUCAAUACAGUGUCAAUAUUAGUAUAGACUGGGCUAUGUAUUUUUUAAAUUAUUAUGUCAUACAUACAAUAACAAAAUAUAAAUACAUAUAUAUAUUAAUACAAAUGUAUA